This is a messenger RNA of Nymphaea colorata (pocket water lily), 2504 nucleotides long. Its product is annotated as protein ALP1-like. The record is from RefSeq and is a predicted model, not a curated record. Lineage: Eukaryota; Viridiplantae; Streptophyta; Magnoliopsida; Nymphaeales; Nymphaeaceae. Bases 1302 to 2063 code for a protein of 253 amino acids. The transcript has 6 exons.
CAUACCUCUCGCCGCCACAUCUUCCUCUCGUCGCCCUACCCUCGGCGUCCCCCGUUCCCCCUCACAUCACCCCACCGACUUCCCGAAACUCGUUUCUUUCAAACUCCAUUCUUCGCGCCGCUACCCUGAAUCCGCUCAAGAAACCCGUCUUCACUCCAGAAGAAUCCAUUCUGGAAGAUAAUGCCUUCGUCGGGUCAGAAAAGAGUGGAUGGUGUAUGCUUCUCGAUCGCGUCCUCAACUUGCUUCAAUGCUCUCCAUGAGUUAUCCGGUUUCCCUGAUAGCAAUCCUGUUGCUGGAUACAUGGCUUACUCUCAUGGUGUCCUGAUACUUUGUUUGUGGAGAUUUGGGGGUCACGUUGCUUGCUAGAAAGUCGUGCUAGCAACAGAGGGUCGUAGACGAUUUCCUUUCCUUUCUAGUGCCGGAAACUGCAGCGUCCCUCGCCGCCGUUGCCCCUAGCCGCCCAGCCAGGGGGCGAUAUAUAUAUAUAUAUAUUUUUAUUUUCGAAAAAGAACUUUUAGUAAGGACAAAUUUGUCAUUUGAUCGAACAUUUUAGUGUUUUUCUCUGACUGUUGUUUGCUAAUUUUAGGCCCCGAGGUAAAUGGGGCCCGCGGUUGAAAUGUGUACGGGCGGGUGCGCCCGCCCGACGAAACAACCAUCAAACACAAUAAAAUUUCUCUCAUUUUCUAUAAAAGAGAGCGGUCGAAAUUUCAACCGCUCAAAAGUCCGAGCCCCGAGCUCUGACUUUCGAGCGGUUGAAAUUUCAACAGCUCGAGUUUUUGUUUCGGGCGCUCAAGCAACCCGACUUCCCUCCGCUGCUCCUCGUCCCUCCUGCUUCUCACCGUGGCAUAAGCGUUCACUCCCACCGUCGCUGCUGCGCAUUAUCCUCUCCGUUGCACCGUCGCAUCUCCGCCAUCGCCUCUCUGCUCUUCCGUCGGGAAGACAUACGCAGAGAUUUGGGCGUUUUCCUCUUUGCUUGUCCCCCUCUGCUACCAACCAUCAUCUAGGAGGAUUGUUCAUCCAUUUCGAGAUGCUGGUACAUCUUUUGUCCAACUUAUGCUUCACGGUCAUCCUAGAAAUUGUUUGGACUUACUCCGUAUGAAAGGGCAUACAUAUAUGAGACUGUGUAACAUUCUAAGGGAUAGAAAUUUGUUGGAGGAUGCUCGUGACAUUACCGUAGAAGAACAAGUAGCUAUAUUGCUUUUGACAAUUGGACAUAAUGAACGGAAUCGUGCUGUUCAAAAUACGUUUCAACAUUCCGGACAAACAAUAAGUAAAUAUGUCAGCCUAGUGCUACGAGCGAUAUGUAUACUGAUGAGAUGAUGCCAGCACAUAUUCGACAUUCUAAACGAUUCUUUCCAUAUUUUGAGAAUUGUUUAGGAGCAAUCGAUGACACACAUAUACCUGCAUGGGUCCCAGCUUCAGAUCAAGCAAGGUUUCGCAAUAGAAAAGGUUUCGUUUCUCAAAACGUCAUGGCUGUAGUCGGAUUAGAUACUAGAUUCCACUACGUUUUGGCUGGAUGGGAAGGAAGUGCAACAGACUCAAGAGUAUUGUACAAUGCACUAGAUCAUGAAACAGACCCAUUUGUUGUCCCAGAAGGAAAAUUUUAUCUGGCUGAUGGGGGGUAUCCAAACAUUGUCGGUUUGCUUACACCUUAUCGAGGACAUCGUUAUCAUAUGUCUGAGUUUAACACUCGGGGAGCACGCUCACCUAGAACAGAAGAAGAAUUAUUCAACCAUAGGCAUUCAUCACUUCGAAAUACAGUAGAAAGAACUUUUGGCAUGUUGAAAGGUCGUUUUUCAAUAUUGAAAAUGCAAGUUCAGUAUCCAUUCCAAAAACAAGCUCAAAUCGUUCUUGCUACAUGUGUAUUGCACAACUUCAUAAUUGAACACAAUCCAAAUGCCGAGCAAUUUGAUGAUGAAGAUGCACCUUCGACUGAUAACUUUGUCUUAAGCGAACCUGAAAUUGCAAGCCAAACACAUCAGCGAGGAAGCAACAAUGCUUUGAGAGCAGCUAUAUCAUCUCAAAUGUUUACAGAUUAUCAAUUGAAUAGACAACGAAGAUGAUGCCCUGCCAAAAGUACUAUGUGGUUUUCGAAGGGCGUGGGCGAGACAUAUAUGACAGCUGGGAGCGGUGCCAACCAUUAGUCUAUCGGUACAAGGGUGCCAUCUUCAGAUCGUUUGAUUCAUUAGAAGUAGCAGAAAAUCACAUGCAUGAGUAUUUCCAGAACAAGUAUGGUGUGCAAGUACGCAAGUCUCCACUCAUUGAAGAUGUCAUCGCAAAGCAAGAUAUAGAAGACACGAAGUUUGAAGAACGGAAGUGCAGCCACAAAUGUUGGAUUACUUGUUUUGUGAUUACAUGUUUUCUUUGUUGGAUAUGUACUCAUUAAACUUUUUUUUUCUUCUUAGUAGAAAAUACACUCUUUUGUGGAUUCGUACUCAUGUAACUUUUGUGGAUAAAACUUUGUUAUGCUUUUAAAGUUCAUUUCGUCAACAAUUUUUGUUUAA